CAAAUAAUACAUAAUUUUAUAUUAAUAUGAGUGGAAUGAAUUUUACUGAUAAAGUUGAAAAGGCUUUAAGUAGUGCUCAAGCCUUGGCUCGAGAAUUUGGAAAUUCUCAAAUCGCACCUGCACAUAUCGCUUGUGCAUUGCUGGAUGAAACUGAAGGAACACCUCUCUUUAAGUCUAUCCUUGAAAAGUCUGGCGCUGAAGCUACUACCGUCGAACGUGGAUAUAAAAAGAUGGUAGUGCAAUUACCUUCUCAAGAUCCUCCCCCACAAGAUAUCUCUAUUGGCUCUCAAACUUCCAAAUUAUUGCGUGCCGCCGAAAAGUACAUGAAGGACCAAAAAGACACUUUUAUCUCUAUCGAUCACAUUAUUUUGGCAUUAGCUGAUGAUGAUGCCACUUUUAAACCCAUGAAGGAUGCUGGUGUAACCAAGAAAGCUUUACAAGCCGCUGUAACCCAAGUUCGUGGUAAUCGUCGUGUUGACUCCAAGAAUGCCGAAGAGGUCUACGAAGCGCUUGCAAAGUAUGCUAUUGAUCUUACUCAAAUGGCUCAGUCUGGUAAGCUUGAUCCUGUUAUUGGUCGUGAUGACGAAAUUCGUCGUGUCAUUCGCGUUUUGGCUAGACGUACAAAGAAUAAUCCGGUUUUGAUUGGUGAGCCUGGUGUUGGUAAAACUGCUAUUGUUGAAGGUUUAGCUCGUCGUAUUAUCGAACGUGAUGUUCCUCAAUCAUUACAAUGUAAGCUCUUUUCUUUGGACAUGGGUGCUUUGAUUGCUGGUGCCAAAUAUCGUGGUGAAUUCGAAGAACGUCUUAAGGCUGUAUUGAAGGAAGUCAAGGAUUCAGAAGAAGGUGUGAUUUUAUUCAUUGAUGAAAUUCACACUGUGUUGGGUGCUGGUAAGAGUGAGGGUUCAAUGGAUGCUGCAAACUUACUGAAACCCAUGUUGGCUCGUGGUGAAUUACGUUGUAUUGGUGCUACUACCCUUACUGAAUACCGUGAAAUCGAAAAAGAUCCUGCCUUUGAGCGUCGUUUCCAAAAGGUGGAUGUUGGUGAGCCUUCUGUCCCUGCCACCAUUUCCAUUCUUCGUGGUCUCAAGGAACGUUAUGAGAAUUUCCAUGGUGUCAAGAUUACUGAUUCUGCUUUGGUUCAAGCGGCUCAACUCUCUGACCGUUAUAUCACUACUCGUUUCUUACCUGAUAAAGCCAUUGAUCUGAUUGAUGAGGCCGCUGCCAAUACUCGUGUUCAACUUGACUCUAAGCCUGAAGAAAUUGAUGUACUUGAACGAAAGCACUUCCAACUUGAAAUUGAGGCCAAGGCUUUAGGAAAGGAAAAGAACAAUAAGGAAUCUAACGAACGUCUCAACACUGUCAAGGAAGAAAUGGCCAGGAUUAAUGAAGAGUUGAAACCUUUGAAGCUCAAAUAUGAAUUAACCAAGGGUCGUUUGGAUGAAAUCCGUGAUUUGAAACAAAAAUUGGAUGAUCUCAAGUCUAAGGCUGUUGAAGCUAAGAACCGUUACGAUCUUGAUACUGCUGCUGAUAUUGAAUAUUAUGCUAUUCCCGAUGUUGAACAACGUAUUGCUGAACUUCAAGCCGAAAAGCUCCGUAAGGUAAAUGAAGAGUUAGCUAAUGAUCAAGGCACAGAUAAUACCAUUUUGUCUGAGGUUGUUCGCCCCGAACAAAUCAUGGAGGUUGUUUCUCGUUGGACCGGUAUUCCAGUACAAAACUUGGCAAGAUCUGAUCGUGAAAAGCUCUUGAACAUGGAAGCUGAAAUUACUAAACAUGUAGUUGGACAAGAAGCUGCUGUCAAGUCCGUUUGUAAUGCUAUUCGUCUCUCUAAGGCUGGUCUUCAAGAUCCUCGCAAACCUUUGGCUUCUUUCAUGUUCUUGGGUCCCACUGGUGUUGGUAAGACUUUACUCUGUAAAACUUUGGCCGAAUUCUUGUUCAAUGAUGAAAAGGCGAUGAUCCGUAUUGAUAUGAGUGAGUUGAUGGAACAACACAGUGUUGCUAAAUUGAUUGGUGCACCACCCGGUUAUGUUGGUCACGAAGAUGGUGGUCUCUUUGAAGCAAUUCGUCGUAAGCCUUACUCUGUCGUGUUGCUCGAUGAAUUAGAAAAGGCUCAUAAGGAUGUUGCAAAUGUCUUGCUUCAAGUGCUUGACGAAGGUUUUAUUCAUGAUUCCAAGGGUCGUAAGAUUGAUUUCCGUAAUACUAUUGUUGUAAUGACAUCUAAUUUGGGUGCUGGUCUUCUGGUUGAUCAAGUCAAGGGUGAUAUGAUCAUGUUAAAGGAAAAGAUCUUGGAAGUCGUACGUCAACACUUUAGUCCUGAAUUUACCAACCGUAUUGAUGAACUGGUUAUCUUCAAUCGUCUUACCCAAAACAACAUUACCGGUAUUGUUGAUGUUCGCCUCAAGGAAAUUGGUGAGCGUCUUGCAGAUCGUCGUAUCACAUUACAAGUCUCUACAGCAGCAAAGGAAUGGCUUGGUGUCCAUGGUUACGAACCUAUCUUUGGUGCUCGUCCAUUAAAUCGUCUUAUCCAACAACGUGUAUUGAAUCCUUUGGCUAGAUUAAUAAUCGAUGGUGGUGUUCGUAACGGUGAAAUUGCUCAUGUUGGACUUUCUGAAGAUGGUGAAAUUGAUGUUAUUCGUAACCAUGAAAGUGAAGCAGGAUAUGUUACUGAAGAACCAAUGGAGGAAGAUGAAGAUCAUGAUAUGGAUUAAACCCAAUUCAUUAACUAUGUAUAUAAACACCCUAUUGUAAAUAUCUUGCAUGUUAACCAAAAAAUAUAAUAAACAUUCAUAUCAAUCCUA
Messenger RNA from Mucor mucedo, 2792 nucleotides. Its product is annotated as putative HSP100 protein. Gene Ontology annotation, molecular function: ATP hydrolysis activity; ATP binding. Lineage: Eukaryota; Fungi; Mucoromycota; Mucoromycetes; Mucorales; Mucoraceae. The coding region runs from base 27 to 2702 and encodes 891 amino acids. The record is from RefSeq and is a predicted model, not a curated record. Gene Ontology annotation, biological process: cellular response to heat. Gene Ontology annotation, cellular component: cytoplasm. The transcript has a single exon.